AUGAGUUUUAUAGCCUAAAAUAUUAUAAACGAUAUUUAUGGAAUUUGUUGGAACGUUCGACAGUUACCUACAUAAUCAUUGUAGAUUUGAAAGUUCCAAAAAGAGGUUUUGAGUAACUCAGCCGAAUCUAUCUUCAUUUUCCAUUUGAUUUGUUUGUAUAAGCAUUUUAUUCAUUUAGUGCUGUGAAAAUUGUGCAUUUUAUUACAUAAAUAGUUGAACCGAAUAAGUCUGCCUCGCAUUUACUGUUUUUCGUGUAAAUGUCGCGAAGAAACUGAUUUUAGAAUGCUUUCUAAUAAAUUAAUCGUAUCACACUGCUGGAGACCGUCGCAGACCAGGUAUCAUUGCAUCAUCCAGAAGUACUACUAUUCAUCCCAGCGAAAUGAUCAUCGAUCGUCGGAUAGUAAGCAGAAUGUGUUUGAAUAUGUCACCCUGCAACAGCCAAGUUCUAGUCAACAUCAGGUGAAGCAAUCCGCUAAUUCCGGAAGCAACCUGACCGUUCGCCGUGUUAGUCUUAUGGAUUUGGCUAAAAGCAAACUGUACGAAGCCCAAUCGUUUUAUGACGAAUUCAGUGGAAUGAGCGAAGUGAAGGUUGCACAAAACAAGGUGAUUGAAAUUCAAAACCAGCUGCAGUUGGUACAGGAACGGAGACGGCACAUUCUGCUGGAAUUGACACUGAUUCGUAAACAAAUGCAGGAUAUUCACGUUGAACUGCAGAAGUCAGUUCGAGGUGAGCAUCGGUAUGUGGAACUGAUCAAGGAGGAGUUUGAUGUGAUAGCACGGGAAAAGGAGAAAAAUCAAAUUUUUCAAAUUGUUGAUCAGGAAGAGCGUGAUUUGUUUGCGCACCUGACAUCGGCCGUAAAGACUUCCCAUGAAAAGGAACGCACACAAGCCAAUAACGUUAAGUAUUGGUCCAUUAUUGGUUCGUGUGUAGGCGCUCUGCUCGGAAUUAUUGCCACCUCAAUCAACUACUAUUAUCGAAACACACAGUUUGAGGCAAUUAAGAAAACUACUGGUGAAGGUGUCUCUCGGCUUGUGUUACUGGACAAGAAGCUUUCCGGCUUGGGUGACUCGUUGGAUUACAUUAAAGAAUAUGUAAGCUUGCGAAAAAUCGAAGAAGAUCGAGAACGUCUUAAAGCACUGAAAGCAUCCGAGGAACGGAAGCAAUCGUCUAAGGAAGGGUGGGGUAGUUAUCUAAAAAGACAUACAGUACGGGUCUACAGAUUUUUCAUACCAAAUAGAAACAGAUGAUGUGCACAGAAAGCGAUCUCGGUGAGCUGCGUUUAGAAUAGUCAUGAAAGAUUGAAAUAUAAUAUUGUUUUCAUAUACAAAGAGAUCAUAAUUAUUGAGAGAAUUGAAGCGAGAAAACAUAUCUUAUCUCAUCAUACUUCGCUUUCCGAUUGAUUUAUUUUUUGGAUUAAUAAAACACCCGAGAUUUGCUAACCAUUGCUUGGAUA
Malaya genurostris is the source of this 1454-nucleotide messenger RNA. RefSeq lists its product as uncharacterized. The record is from RefSeq and is a predicted model, not a curated record. NCBI's taxonomy places the organism in Eukaryota, Metazoa, Arthropoda, Insecta, Diptera, Culicidae. The coding region runs from base 283 to 1248 and encodes 321 amino acids. The transcript has 2 exons.